AUGGGGUCAGCAGCAGCAAGCAGCAACCAGCGGCAGCAGCAGGAAGCAGCAACCAGCGGCAGCAAGAAGCAGCGGCAGCGGUGGCAGCAAGCAGCAAGUGGCAGCGGUAGUAGCAAAGCAGCAGCAAGGGGCUCACCAGCGAAGCAGAGGCGGGGCGGCGACGAGGUCGGGGUGGAGAAGGGCGGCGACGGGCGAGGCAGUGGCGUCGGCCGCCGGCGCAGUCGGGGACGGGGCGGCCGCAGCCAGGGAUGGGCCGCCGGGGACGGGCGGCCGAGGACGGGGACGGGCCGGCCCGGCGGCGUCGACGGCGGUCUUGGGGCGGCGCGGGCACUAGGGGCGGUGCGGCGGCGGUGGGGGAGGGGAUGGGGCGGCACGGGCAGUGGGGCCGGUGCGGCGGCGGUGGGGGAGGGGAUGAGGGCGGCCAGGCAGUGGGGAGCGGCGUGGCGGUGGUGGGGGAUGGGAUGGGGGCGGGGGCGGGGCAGCGCCGCAGUUGGGGGAGGGGAUGGGGGUGGCGGCGCGGUGAGGGUCGGGAUAGGGCGGCGGCGGCGGCGAGGUUUAGGAAAAAAGGCGGAGCGUUUACCUGGAGAAAUCAAUCAAUCAAUCAUUGGCCUGCCGGCCGUCCGGUUUGGCCACACGCGCAGGGAUCUUUCCGCGCGCAACCUCGUCUCUGUUCUCCAAUACAUCCCAUGGAGUUUCCUGCCUCGACAUCACGCGUCGGCUCUCAGCAACGACGACAAGGAAGGAGGGCGCGCCGUUUGGGAUCUGUCUAACAAUCCAAGUCUUGGAGGUCCACUUACCCCAAAUAUUGGAAAUCUGAAGCAGCUCACCAUUCUGAAUUUGCUAGGAUGCAGCUUUACUGGUAACAUCCCACAAGAGAUAGGCAACUUAAGACAGCUCACAUUCCUGGCCCUAAACAUGAAUCAAUUCACUGGCAGAAUACCCCCAGAACUUGGCCUUCUCACAAGUCUCUCUUGGUUGGACUUGUCGGCCAAUCAAUUGUCAGGACAAAUCCCAGUUUCGAGAGGUUCAGACCCAGGGUUGGAUAAACUUGUCGCCGCAAAGCAUUUCCAUUUUAGCGAGAACCAGUUGACAGGCCCAAUGGACAGAAGGCUUUUCCAUGCCAAUAUGACCCUCAUACAUGUGCUAUUUGGCAACAAUAGCCUUACUGGACCAAUCCCCCAAUCUCUUGGGCUUGUCGAAACACUUCAAAUUAUCCGACUAGACCAUAACAAAUUCAAUGGUGUGGUACCUGAUAGUAUCGGUAACCUGACUAGCCUGAUGGAACUAUUCAUGGCUGGUAUCCGUCUUACUGGGACAGUACCCAAUGCUCUUUUCAGCCUCCCACAGAUGCAGAGAAUAUCACUAGCUGAGAAUGCCCUUGGAAUCUCACUGACUAUGACUGGUAUCAACUCAAAACUGCGGGUUGUUAAUUUGACAAAUAAUCAAAUCAUCAGUAUUAUUACAGUUGACCCAAGCUACACUGGCAGCCUAAUACUAACAGGGAAUCCUGCAUGCUCAGCCAAUAUCAGUUUCUGCAAACUCAAGGAAAGGCAGCAAGAUCCAUACUCUACUAGCCUAGGCCCCUGCGGUGCUAUUUCUUGCCCUAUUGGUCAGUUACCAAAUCCAGAGACUUCACAGAACUGCGCUUGCACUACCCCCUUCGAGGGUGUGAUGACCUUCCAAGCACCUGCCUUCUCUGACAUGACAAGCCCCGAGUCAUUCCAACAAUUGGAGUCGACGCUUAUACAGAACCUUAGCCUAGCUCCAAGAUCAGUUGCACUUUCCAAUGUUGACUUCAGCCCAGGAACUCCUCUAAGAUUCAGAUUGAAGUUUUUUCCAGACAGUGAAAUGGGCUUCAAUCGCUCAGAAGUUAUAAGAAUCAGUUCUGCUUUGGCCAACCAAAUUUAUAAAGCUCCAACUCAAUUUGGACCAUAUUACUUCACAGCAAUCCCAUACUUUGCAAGUGUAAUAAUUGGAAUAGCAAUCGCUGGCUUUGUCCUUAUUGUCGGUCUUGUUCUGGUAGCAAUAUAUGCUCUACGGCAGAAGAAAAUAGCCAAGGAGGCAGUACAGCGGACUACUAAUCCAUUUGCAUCAUGGGGAGCAGGUGGUAAAGAUAACGGAGACGUACCACAAUUGAAAGGAGCAAGAUAUUUUGUAUUUGAGGAGCUGAAGAAAUGCACCAAUAAUUUCUCAGAAACUCAUGAGAUAGGAUCUGGAGGAUAUGGAAAGGUUUACAAAGGAAAGAUUGCGAAUGGACAAAUAGCUGCAAUAAAACGCGCACAGCAAGGAUCCAUGCAAGGUGCAGCUGAGUUCAAGAAUGAGAUUGAACUCCUGUCCAGAGUGCAUCACAAGAACCUAGUGAGCUUAGUAGGUUUCUGCUAUGAACAAGGGGAGCAGAUGUUGGUUUAUGAGUAUAUUUCCAAUGGGACACUCAGGGACAACUUGAUGGGUAAAGGAGGGAUACAGUUGGAUUGGAUGAAGAGACUUAAGAUCGCAAUUGGGUCUGCUAAAGGCCUGGCAUACCUUCAUGAACUUGCUGAUCCACCAAUUAUUCACAGAGAUAUAAAAUCAACCAAUAUACUUUUGGACGAAAGUCUAACUGCAAAGGUAGCUGAUUUUGGUCUUUCGAAGCUAGUGUCUGACACGCAAAAGGGACAUGUUUCUACCCAAGUGAAGGGAACAUUGGGUUAUUUGGAUCCUGAGUACUACAUGACUCAACAGCUCUCCGAGAAGAGUGAUGUCUAUAGCUUCGGAGUUGUCAUGCUAGAGCUAUUAACUUCCAGGCAGCCCAUAGAGAAGGGUAAGUACAUUGUGCGUGAGAUCAGGACCGCAAUAGACCAGUAUGAUCAAGAGUACUAUGGCUUGAAGAGCCUAAUUGAUCCAGCAAUCAGGGAUUCAGCUAAAUUAGUUGGCUUCAGGAGAUUCGUGCAAUUGGCUAUGGAAUGUGUAGAAGAAUCUGCUGCUGACCGCCCGACAAUGAAUGAUGUGGUCAAGGAACUUGAGACCAUUUUACAGAAUGAAGGGGGGCCGUUGUUAAAUUCAGCAUCUUUGUCAACUGAACAUUCUGGAGAUGCAACAGGUAGAGGCCAAGAGGAACACUCUCCUAUGAAAGAUGACAGCAGCAGCAGCAGUGCUUUUGAUUACAAUAGUGUAUAUUCAUACUCAGCUGUUGAACCAAAGUAG
Messenger RNA from Triticum aestivum (bread wheat), 3183 nucleotides. Its product is annotated as leucine-rich repeat receptor protein kinase HPCA1. Bases 1 to 3183 code for a protein of 1060 amino acids. Gene Ontology annotation, biological process: protein phosphorylation. The transcript is spliced from 18 exons. The record is from RefSeq and is a predicted model, not a curated record. Gene Ontology annotation, molecular function: protein kinase activity; protein binding; ATP binding. Lineage: Eukaryota; Viridiplantae; Streptophyta; Magnoliopsida; Poales; Poaceae.